AUGCCCGACAUUGCAGAAGUCACUGAGAAACUCCAGCCCCAGGCUGAGGUGGCGUUCCCAAAGACCCCAUUCUUUGAGGGUUCCGAGUUGCCAUGCCGGUUCGAAGGUGAGGUGUACAACUGCGUCGUCCGUGGAACAAUUCCCAAGGAGGUUGAUGGCACCUACUAUCGCUGCAUGCCGGAUGCUCUAUGGGCGCCACAGUAUGAGGACGAUGUGUUCAUCAACGGGGACGGUGCGAUCGAUGCAAUCCGAAUCCACGAUGGACACGCCGAUUUCAAACAAAAGUAUGUCCGGACCUCCAAGUUUGUUAUUGAAAGAGCCGCGCGCCAGGCGGUGUUUGGGAAAUACCGAAAUCGCUACACCGAUGACCCGCGCGUGAAGCAUGAGAUUCAUUCCACCGCCAACACGCAUAUCAUCUUUUUUGAAAAGCAGCUGUUGGCGUUGAAGGAAGACUCGCCGCCAUACGCCAUGGACCCCGAUACCCUUGAGACGAAAGGAGCCUAUGAUUUCCACGGGCAGUACACGGCCCCGACCUUUACGGCUCACCCGAAGAUUGACGCCAGCAACGGGGAGAUGAUGACCAUGGGGUAUGAGGCAAAGGGCGAUGGCACAACCGACGUUGCCUACUACCUCUUCAGUAAGGAAGGUAAAAAGCUUGAAGAAUGUUGGUUCAAGGGUCCGUAUAUCGGUAUGAUGCAUGACAUGGCAGCAACCGACAAGUGGGUGGUCUUCACCAUCCCACCUCUGCAAGCCCAGUCUCUGGAAAGUCUCAAGGCUGGCUCGAAGCAUUUUGCUUGGGCUGAAGACAAGCCAUUGACUUUUGGUAUUCUCCCCCGUUACAACCCCAAGCCGGAAGAUAUUAGAUGGUUCACCUAUAAGAAUGCGUUCUAUGGUCACACUGGGAAUGCCUUUGACGGAGACGAUGGGUGCGUUUAUCUUGAUGCGCCACUCACCUAUUUCAAUAAGUUUUGGUUCUUCCCUCCAGUCGGUCAAGACCCAAUGACGGCGCCAAGCGGAAAGCCCCCCGGCAGAGAUCAAUUGCAGAGCCACUAUGUUCGUUGGAGGUUCGAUCCUAACGCGACCGAUCCCCGCGUGGAGCCUGUGGAACUGGUAAACGCCGAUGGGGAGAUGCCCAAGGUUGACGACCGUUUCGCUGGAAAGCCCUACAAUACUCUCUUCCUCGCGAUGCACGAUCCUACAAAGGAGAACGGUCCCGUCGGAGGCAUCUAUAAUGCCAUUGCGAAAUGCGACGUCAACACCGGGAAACUGGUUCAUUGGUCCGCUGGAGACCACACUGCAAUCCAUGAAGUUGCAUUUAUUCCUCGGACGCCAGAUUCCCCCGAAGCCGACGGCUUCCUUGUCACCAUCGCCAAUCGACGUGAUACCAAGCUGUCUUGUAUCUUGAUUCUGGAUGCCCAGAAGCUGGCUGAAGGUCCUCUUGCAAUUAUCGAACUGCCGUUUCGCCUUCGAAAUGGAAUCCACGGAAGCUGGGUGCCUUCCACAGAACUGCCUAGUGACAAUGACUUGUGCGAUAUGUCUGGGGUUACCGACAAGAUUCGCCGCGCGUACGCAGGUAAGCCGGUCAGCUUCCCCAAGUUCAAGGCUUAG
Molecule: messenger RNA, 1608 nt
Organism: Aspergillus puulaauensis
Lineage: Eukaryota; Fungi; Ascomycota; Eurotiomycetes; Eurotiales; Aspergillaceae
Product: carotenoid oxygenase family protein
Exons: 4
Coding region: 1-1608 (535 amino acids)
Biological process (GO): carotene catabolic process
Molecular function (GO): carotenoid dioxygenase activity
Source: RefSeq, a predicted model, not a curated record